AUGUGUCAGAGUCGUGAUUCCGGCAUAGAGCACGAGCGGGAGGCCGAGCGUUUCCAACGGCUGAAGCGACCAAGUGAAGGCAGACGGGGCUCUGUGAAAGGCAAAGAUCACCUCCGAACAGCUCCCCGUCCAGGCGAUCUCAAUCUCCCUCCACGCAUGCCCGUUCAGGUUAUUGAUGAUACCCGCCGCUUGCAUUCAACAACAUCGCUUAUUUCACUGCCUGUAUGUAAUCCUGCGCUGGCCAAUCUUACGUCAGGGCGCGCAAGGAGUGACAGCCUUGGCUUGCAAACCACUACAGUUUCAGGUAGAAAUCUAUCGAUUGAUACCCUAAAGCCCUCUCUUUUGUCCAAAGAAAUAGCCAUCGCAGUAGUCGGUUCAUCCGGUUGUGGCAAGUCGACAUUCAUCUCGGAGGACGCUAAAGCCCACGGGGCAUCGGACAUCGAGGCACUAUUUGCGUCGCCGAGUGGAACUUUUUCUUCCACUCCUUUCUGUUACACGCGCCACUUUGACUGGGCGAUACCACGCGAUUUCCCCAUGGUAAUCUAUGAGUUAGACAUUGCAAAGGUCCUGCACGAAUGCCUUCCACCCGUCAGUGGGGUUGUCGUGUGUUAUGAUGCUGCCAACAAGGCUUCGUUUUCUCCUGUGGAAGAGUUCCUCGGGCGGAUACGACCGUUGAAGCUUUCGACUAUAGCAGUGGCCUUGAAGACAGACUUGGAUGUCGCUGUCGAUCCGCGGGAUUCUUCGAAACUGUUGGAAAACUACGAGGUCGGUCUGGUGCAGGUCGAUCACUUGGGAGAAGCAGGGAGAGCUAGGAUAAAGAAAGUGUUUAAUUGGUUGACGGUAUCUAUCUUGCCAGGUCCUCAUGCUGAUCUACGAAAUCCCGCAUCACCAGAAGUUCGCCACUCACCGUUUACUUGGGAAGCCCGAGCAUCAGCAUCAUCAGCCACACCCACCGUCUCUUCCACAGCUUUUACGCAGACCGUGUCCCAAGACCAUGGUAGCUCGUUGCGACAUUCGCCCACUUCUACACUCCCAUCAUCUCCGCCGCCAAUCGCCAUCUCUCCAACGCGUGCCCGGUCAACUCCAGAUCUCCUCUCGACACAUGAGAUGUCGAAAUUACGAGAGUCGUCUGAGCGAAAGUUAUCGAAUGCUCGCAGUGUCACGAGCUUUGUUGGGUCGUCAAGCGCAAAUUCCUCGUCGUUCAGCUCCUUUAUUUCUGGGAGAGAUGCUUCCUUGAAUGUUACUGAGAACGGCCAUUUUGAUCAUCCUGUAAGCAAAGAGAAGGAACCUCGCUCAGGGCAAUAUGCAACCCUGGAGGAGUUACUCGAUAAAUUACUAUUCCUUGCUGUCAGCGGUGAUGAUCCAACGUUUAUCUCGCAUUUCCUUCUUACAUAUCGAAGAUUUGCAAGUCCUCGCAGUAUUUUGUUGGCUAUGCAGAAGCGAAUGCGAGAACUCGACAAUUUGACUGGGGAUCCGAUGUUUGCGAGCUACGCACAGAUGAGGAUAUGCCACCUACUUGAAACCUGGAUCCGGACGUAUCCACAAGACUUCGCCGUUCCAGGGGCCCCUGACGCCUUAAAAGCCCUGGUCAAAUCGAUCGUCGGGAAAACAUAUCUCCUACAUUACGGUUCCGAUUUCCUCCCGUUUGUUUCACAUCUUCCUAACAUCAUAGACACGGAUGCGGCCUGGGCGCUAAAAUCCGAAAAUCCUGUGGACGAGAGCGAGGACCCAUACGUCAUAUCAGACGGAGAGGAGGAAACACUGGUUGUUGAGACCGAAUCACCCUCUACGAGCCAUUCGUCGGUGGCUCGCUCGAACGACAACCUUCCUAGUGCAGCGAGCGUCAGGGAACGCAAGUCAAGCUUGCCGCUUAGCGCGAAGAUAUUUUUACCAGUGAAUUCGAGUCACAGCCAAGGAGACGCUCAAGAUAUGUCUCCGAAGGACCUCCUGGUCAAGCUAAGGAGUAAUGCCCAGACUCUGGCUAACUUUGAUUGCUCCGCGAUUGCGGAGGAGAUCACGCGAGUGGAAGCGAAGUUAUUCAUGGAUAUCGAGCCACGGCACUGGUUGCAAUAUACCCUCAUACCCGGACGCAAAGACCCUGAGUUGGACUCAAUAUCUCGAUUCAAUGCUAUCUCCAAUCACCUCGCCGAUUGGGUGGUAUCCCUCAUACUAUGUCACGACAAACCGAGGCACCGCGCAAGACAAAUAGAGCGAUUCGUGGAUAUCGCGCACGAGCUCCGCGCAUUAAACAAUUACUCAGCACUGCGUGCUUUUGUCGCUGGAAUCAACAACUCUACUUUCCAAGGCGAUGAAACCAUGGAGAUUUUCAAAAACAAGACUCCGGAUCACUACAAGAAUCUCUUGUCUUGGGAUGUUCUUCUUCAACAUCGCGGAGCUCAUCAGGCUUAUCGUAUGGCGCUCAAAAAUACUAAAGGCGCUUGUAUACCAGCACUGGAGGUCCAUAUGUCUGACCUUAUCCGUGCCCAUGAAGGAAACCCCAAUGUCAAUCUGGAUGAUCCUACAAAAAUCCAUUGGGGCAAAUUUAAUAUGUUUGGUCGGUUUAUUCAAACUACCACCCACUGCCAGAUACAGUGCCAAACAAAUCCGGAUUAUUGCCUACCGUCACGAGAUCGAUUACUGAAGGUCAUAUUUAACGAAUAUGUCAUGUCGGAAGAUAUGCAAACAUCUCGAAUGGCGCCUCUUCCAGACUCAGAUUUAGUUGAAGAACCCUUCCGCUCCACGCUGCCUCGAACAAUGUCACGCGAACAUUCAACAUCCUCCCAGAGAGACGCAACAAUUCUUCGCAGAAUACUGCAACGGUGA
Suillus subalutaceus is the source of this 2823-nucleotide messenger RNA. Its product is annotated as ras guanine nucleotide exchange factor domain-containing protein. Gene Ontology annotation, molecular function: guanyl-nucleotide exchange factor activity. The record is from RefSeq and is a predicted model, not a curated record. The transcript is spliced from 12 exons. Gene Ontology annotation, biological process: Ras protein signal transduction; positive regulation of GTPase activity. Gene Ontology annotation, cellular component: plasma membrane. NCBI's taxonomy places the organism in Eukaryota, Fungi, Basidiomycota, Agaricomycetes, Boletales, Suillaceae. Bases 1 to 2823 code for a protein of 940 amino acids.